Molecule: messenger RNA, 2279 nt
Organism: Hyla sarda
Lineage: Eukaryota; Metazoa; Chordata; Amphibia; Anura; Hylidae
Product: probable G-protein coupled receptor 33
Exons: 2
Coding region: 142-1161 (339 amino acids)
Biological process (GO): complement receptor mediated signaling pathway; inflammatory response; phospholipase C-activating G protein-coupled receptor signaling pathway
Cellular component (GO): plasma membrane
Molecular function (GO): complement receptor activity; G protein-coupled receptor activity
Source: RefSeq, a predicted model, not a curated record
CCCAAUAGUGCUCAUUUUGUUCCAUAAAGAUGAAGUAGGGACAGUUAGCGGAUCCCUUGUAUUACUAUUAUAUACUGUCUCUAUAUAUACCACAUUCAGCCCUACGAAAGCUCUACGUUGCUGUAUGUUUGACGUGACACGAUGACCCCUAACAUGCCAUCGAGCUUUCAUUUCAACACAAGUGAAGGAUUCACCCAUCAGACAAUUUCGGCCAUCAAGUUGACCUCAGCCGCGUUUUUGCUGGUCACCUUCGUGUUCGGAUUGGUCAUGAACACUUUAUACCUCUGGGUUCUCACCUUCAGGACUAGAAGAAGUGUAAACUCCACCUGGUUUUUCCAUCUUAUUUUGGGCAAUCUCCUUUUUACCCUUUCCAUUCCUUUUUUCACCGCUUAUGUUAUUAUGAAGCCACGGUGGAUAUUUGGACUGUAUAUGUGCAAAAUUAUUAACUCUGUCAUUUCCCUAGACAUGUAUGUGACCGUAUUUAUUCUCAUAGUGAUCAGCAUUGACCGCUACUGCUUGGUCUUUCACCCGAUCUGGUACAGGAGAUACAUGAACCCAAAAAUUGCUACGGUAAUCUGCCUCCUUUUGUGGUUUUUGGCUCUUUUGUUGACCUCUCCUUACUUUUUAUUUCGGCAAGUGAAAUAUGAGAAUAAUGUUACCAUCUGUGAAAAUGACUAUACUCUCUCAGGACGGUGGAAUAGGCAGCGUGUAAAGUGGAUUAUGUUCACCACCCGCUUGUUUUUGGGUUUGAUCAUUCCUUUUGCAGUCAUUACGUCAUGUUAUCUGAAAAUCAUCAUCAAGAUAAGCAAAGACAAUAUGGCGAGGUCUAACAAACCCUACAGGGUAAUCUGCAUUGCCAUAAUAUCGUUUUUCGUCUCAUGGACACCUUACCACAUGUGGUACGGGAUGAGUUCUGACCAAGACCGGUUCCCCGAAAGUCUCCUCAAUGUACUACAAAUGCUUACAAAUUGUUUCGCUUGCUUAAAUAGUUGUUUCACUCCAGUACUUUAUCUGUUCACUGUAGAGAACUUUAAAACGAUGUUCAGAAGGUCUCUUCUGGAUUUCAUUGAGUUGGUCUUCAACGAAACCAUUAGCUCAGCCAACCGGAGUAUUGACGAAAAAAGAGAACAACAGUCCUUAUCAAAGGAGGAGAAGACUUAAGAUGAUAAUGUAUGGCGGUAUUAUUUGAUCACCAGUGGACACUUUUUUUUUUAACAGUUUUUUUUUAUGUGGGCACUAUGUGGGUGUAUAUAUUUAUGUAUUAUUAUGUAAUAUUAUUAUUUGGUAUUGCUUGUGAAAACUCAGUCUUUCAUAUGUAUUCACACCAUUUCAUGCUUUCUUUUCCUCUUCGCUACUUGUAAUAUAUUUAUAUUUUUUUAUUUUGAACUUUCUGCAUUUGUAUCAUGUUUUAUUGCCUUUUUAUUUACCCUAUGGCUUAAAGGGGUUAUCCAGCAUUUUCCUAUAUAUUUCAUACUGUUGAUAUCGGGGGAAAAAUAGAGAGAAAAAACCUAUACUUACCUAGCGCCGGUUCCCCUCUGAUCUUCUUUCCCCUCCCUGCUUCCAAGACAAGCGCAAAUUACAGGACCUGCCCCUUCAGCCAAUCACUUGCUAAGAAGAGAAACUGUUUCGGACAGUGAUUGGCUGAGCCCAGCAGGUCCUGCACUGAGCACUCGUCUCAAUAGCAAGAAGAAUACGGGAGGUCGGGACCAGUCUGCGCUGCAGGGACCAGUGGGUAAGUAACUAUAGUUUUUUCUUUUUUUUUUUUUUUUCCUGGCCCCAGCAGAAACCCCUUUAAAGGGAUAGACCACCUGAUCUGAGAGGAAUGUGUUUGUGUCUAUCUUCCAACUAUAAAUGCUGCAACUUCUUUUCAGCUCUGGGGACAAUGAGACUGGUGGAAAUAUGAACAAGCUUGUUAGAAGAGCGUAUGCAAAGGCAGAAUUUUGGAAGCUCAUGUAGGAGACGCAUUGGGUUAUAGUAGCAAUUUAAGGCUGUGUUCACAUGUUGCAGUUUACAUGUUCACUGUGAUUAUGCAAUACCAUGACAAAGUAGGCUCUUUUACUUUCUCCCAUUACAGCUCCACCAUUCCCCAUAGGCUUAGUCUGGUAUUGCACCUUAGCCUUGUUCAAGUAUUUACCAGGCAUAAGCUAUUUUUCUAAUCUUAUAUCACUUCUGUAGCUGGAAGCUGUUUUUUAUAUUCACAGAGAGGAAAUGUGUCUAUUUUGAAUGUCUUGUAUAUAGAAAUGCCGCAGGAUUGCACAUGUUUGUGAAAAGAAGAAGUA